Penicillium macrosclerotiorum is the source of this 2109-nucleotide messenger RNA. RefSeq names its product ESCRT-0 subunit protein VPS27 (gene vps27). The transcript has 5 exons. The record is from RefSeq and is a predicted model, not a curated record. Gene Ontology annotation, biological process: protein transport to vacuole involved in ubiquitin-dependent protein catabolic process via the multivesicular body sorting pathway; protein targeting to vacuole. Gene Ontology annotation, molecular function: metal ion binding; ubiquitin binding; phosphatidylinositol-3-phosphate binding. Lineage: Eukaryota; Fungi; Ascomycota; Eurotiomycetes; Eurotiales; Aspergillaceae. Gene Ontology annotation, cellular component: ESCRT-0 complex. The coding region runs from base 1 to 2109 and encodes 702 amino acids.
AUGUCCGGAUGGUUCUCCUCCACGUCGCCCCUCGACGAGCAGAUCGAGCGGGCGACCGGUUCCUCUCUGGAAGAUAUUGCUCUCAACUUGGAGAUCUCUGACAUGGUCCGAUCGAAGAGUGUUCAGCCCAAAGAUGCCAUGAGGUCUUUGAAACGACGACUGGAGAAUCGGAACCCCAAUAUUCAACUUGCAACAUUAAAGUUGACCGAUACAUGCGUCAAGAACGGAGGCACUCACUUCCUUGCCGAGAUUGCGUCUCGCGAAUUUAUGGAUAACCUGGUAUCGCUGCUCAAGUCUGAAGGGGCGCCAUUGAAUCCUGAUGUUCAACGAAAGGUGUUGGAACUCAUCCAGAACUGGGCCAUGGCUGCUCAAGGUCGGAUGGAUCUGAUGUAUGUUGGGGAGACUUAUCGCAAGCUUCAGAAUGAGGGGUUACAUUUCCCCCCAAAGACCGAAAUGAGCGGUAGUAUGUUGGAAAGCAACGCACCCCCAGAAUGGAUCGACUCCGAUGUUUGUAUGCGAUGCCGCACCGCCUUCAGCUUCAUGAAUCGCAAGCACCACUGUCGGAACUGCGGAAAUGUUUUUGAUCAACAGUGUUCCAGCAAGACCCUUCCGCUUCCGCAUCUUGGAAUUCUGCAGCCUGUUAGAGUCGACGAUGGAUGCCAUACCAAGUUGACUUCGAAGUCAUUUACGCCCGCUGGCAUCUCUGAUCGCUCUGCGUUUAAGAACAAUUCUAUCACAAAGUCUAGCUCGAUGGAACCUCGCGGCGCCAAGGCUGACACCAGCUUUGAUGAUGAUUUGCGCAGAGCUUUGCAGAUGAGUCUUGAAGAGGCCGAAGGCAGGGGUCCUACGGGAUUUGUACCGCAAACCGGCGAUGCUCCUGAGCCCACUAAGCCAGCUCCAGGCCCUGCCAAUGUGGAGGAGGAAGAUGCAGAUCUUAAGGCCGCUAUCGAAGCAUCUCUUCGGGACAUGGAAGAGCACAAACAGAAACAUGCGGCUGCAUUGAAAAGCAGCGCCCACCCCAGUAGCACAUUGCGCGAUUCAUCAAGCACGCCCACCCCACUGCCUAAGAAUCCUUACGAACUCAGUGCCGUGGAGGCUGAGAACAUCCAUCUCUUCUCUACAUUGGUCGAUCGGUUGCAGCACCAGCCCCCAGGUACCAUUCUUCGGGAGCCACAGAUCCAAGAGCUUUAUGAGAGUAUUGGUGCGCUCAGACCUAAAUUGGCACGGAGCUAUGGAGAGACAAUGAGCAAACAUGAUACCCUCCUCGACCUCCAUUCGAAAUUAUCAACAGUCGUUCGCUAUUAUGACAGAAUGCUAGAAGAACGUUUGUCGAGCGCAUACUCGCAGCAGACACUUGGCUAUGGAGCUAUCCCGGGCGCCCCUCAAUAUCCUACCAUGUCUGGUUUGGCUUCUCAACCUGCUGACCUCAAUUCCGGCACCGAGAACUUCUAUUAUGGCAAUGCUCCCGACAUGUCUCGCCCUUCCACCACCGUAUAUGCCCCUCAGAUCAACGGUCAAGCGCAUGGAUACGAGGCACAGGGUGCGGCUGUAACCGGUCCCGGUUACUCGCAACAAGCCCGGAAUGGACACUCUGCAGCCGAGACAUACAAUAAUGCGUGGCAGCAAAACCCGUACCCGUCCUUGAGCUCGCCCCCGCAUUCUAAUAGCACAAUACCCAGCAACCAUCCUGGCUCCGCUUCCGGAAAUGUUGCCCAAUAUUACACGCCACAACCUGAGCAAGACCCAUCCAAGCCGCAAUUCGCAGAAGCCUCAUACCAACGUGCCUCGCCGAUCGCGAGACGAGAUUCGCAGUACCAAAAUGCUGCACCGUCAGGUGUUCCGGCUCCAUCUGCACCCGAGUCACAUCCUUCUCCCCAACAUGUGCAAUCCCCGACCUACUCCGCGGUGCCCCUGGCUGGACCUCCCGUCCAACAGCAGCCGACUGGACCUCCACCUCAGUCAUACUAUUAUCAACCCAAUACUGUGCCAUCUGGGUACCCACCGAUGACAACUGGCCAACCGGGUGCAUACUCGGAGCCCGCACAACCGCAGCCUUCCACAUCUCAUCAACCACCUCGACCGGUGGAGGAGAGCUUGAUUGAGCUGUAG